Molecule: messenger RNA, 1122 nt
Organism: Knipowitschia caucasica
Lineage: Eukaryota; Metazoa; Chordata; Actinopteri; Gobiiformes; Gobiidae
Source: the annotation of a GenBank genome assembly
AUGCUUCCAACGGGAGAUGUUCAAGGCGGCAUUCGUAAACUGGAAAGUCUUAUUCGUUCAAUUAAAUACACUGGGCCUGUCAGCUACAGCAGCCUGACGAGUGGCGACCCUGCAGCCUUUCUUCCCAUCGUGAGCUACACACUCACCUCCUUCUCUCCAGCGGUGACGGAGCAGAUCGUGGCGUCUGGAUUUGAACUGACGGCAAAAACUGACCUGAGAUUCAUAGACACAGUCUACAAGGUUUUGAGAGACGUCUUCCAGUACAAACCUGUUUUAACCAAGGAGCAGUUCCUUCAGUGGGGAUUCUCUCAAAGGAAGAUUUCUGUGGUCUGUGAUGUCAUCAGUCUGGUGUUAGAGCGGCACAACCUGCACAAGAGGUCUAAACCCAAAUCCAGAUUUUCUGCUCCACACAAGAAUGUUAAAGUAGAAACAAUAUCCUUUGCUGAUCUGGAAAAUGCUGUUCCUGCCAAGCCCUUGGUUGUGAAUCACGUGGAGAAUCCGUCCUCUGUCCCGGUGUCUUUCUCUCAGAACCAGACGGCCUCCUCCAAGAUGGUGAAGUUUUCAGUUCCGGUUGAAAGUUUCUCGUCUGAGUCUCGUGAACAUGGAGUCGUAGAAAUGAGAGGAGCCGAGGAGCAGGAGACUUCUGACCGACACUGUUGUGCAGAGCUGAUGGGGAGGCUGUCCGCUCUGGAGGCCAGGGUUGAGGCACUUGUUUCUGGGUUGAACCGAAUCGCAGUCCUGGAGCAGCGCCUGGAGGAAAUGGAACGACUGAAAAGCAAAGACAAAACUCAAGAACAACCUAUAACUGUAUCCAGAGAGACGUGGGAGAACCUGCAGAGUCGGAUUUUACUUUUGGAAACUAAACUGGAGCUGAGCAGGGCUAAGGAGAAUAUCCCACCUCCCAGUUCUCCUCCAUCAGCCUCCUUCGUCCCCAGUGUUUUAUACGUUUCCACACAGCCCAGUGUCAAAGGCCACACCUCCAGAAAGAAUGAGCCAAAAGUUCCGGAAGAGCCAAAAGAACCAGAAAGUCAGGAUGAUUUUAAAGAGCGACUGGAGAGGAUCACCAACAUGAUGAAGAGCACCUCCAGUCUUUUGAGGAGCGUCGACAACUGCAGCAAAUAA